This is a messenger RNA of Sphaeramia orbicularis (orbiculate cardinalfish), 2610 nucleotides long. Its product is annotated as zinc finger protein Gfi-1b-like. The record is from RefSeq and is a predicted model, not a curated record. Lineage: Eukaryota; Metazoa; Chordata; Actinopteri; Kurtiformes; Apogonidae. Gene Ontology annotation, biological process: regulation of transcription by RNA polymerase II. Bases 299 to 1207 code for a protein of 302 amino acids. Gene Ontology annotation, molecular function: DNA-binding transcription factor activity, RNA polymerase II-specific; RNA polymerase II cis-regulatory region sequence-specific DNA binding. The transcript is spliced from 7 exons.
GCCUCGACCAAUCGUUGAAAUCAAACCUAAUCUCGUUAUGUCAUGGCAUCAAUGGUGGGUGUGAGGAAUAGAAAAGAGGACGUUGCCAAGAACGAAGACACAAGAGAUACUCUCAACUUUCUGCUGUGCAACACGGAGUUAAGAUAAUCACAACUGGAAUAAUAUUCACUUCAAACACUAUUUCCUACUUAUCUGCGGGCCUGACAAACUGCAAAUUCAGGUGGCGGGUUGUAUUUGUUAAGGAAACCUCAACCUUUGGCAUCGUAACUGAACAAGUAGAAACAGCCAUCACCCUGCCAUGCCACGGUCAUUCCUUGUCAAGAGUAAGAGGACUCAUGUACUUGGAUCGUCGAAGGACUCCUUCAGAAGACCACUGGAGACCCGAAGAGAUGCUGACCAGCAUGAUGUGAGGGAGGACAGGAAGCAACCUGAGCAGAAUAGACAGACUUUGUAUUCCACAUUAGAGGUCAAAGACUGCGCACCAUGGGAUGCAGGCUGGUUGCCGAAUGCUUCCACUCAUAAUCACUGUAAUUCAGCCACCAUGGGUAACACAGACAACCCUCAGCCUGCCUGGCCGUGGACAGUGGGCAGACAGCAGACAUCUGAGAGAGAGAGGGAGCUGGAAAGACUGGUCUUCAUGCUACUUAAUCACACAUCACACACCAACCUCAAAUCCCCUGCAUGUCCACUGUGUGAGAAGUCCCUUGCAGAUGUCCUUUUGUCUAAUGGUGGUUUGCAGGCUCAUCUUCUCAGCUCCCUUACUAUACCCGCAUCACCCACAGUGACAGACCUUCCACACAUGCCCUUCACCUUCAGAUCAAUAGACAGCUAUGGUAGAGCCAAGGAACGCAAUUUUGGGUGCAAAGUGUGUGGAAAGGUGUUCAAGCGCUCCUCCACUCUGUCCACACACCUCCUCAUCCACUCUGAUACACGGCCCUAUCCCUGUCAGUACUGUGGCAAAAGGUUCCACCAAAAGUCAGACAUGAAAAAGCACACCUUCAUACACACAGGUGAGAAACCACAUGUGUGCAAGGUAUGUGGUAAAGGAUUCAGCCAGAGCUCCAACCUCAUCACCCACAGCCGAAAGCACAACAGCUACAGGCCGUUCAGCUGCCCCCGCUGUCAGCACAGCUUCCAGCGCAGGACAGACCUACAGCGCCACCAAGAGACUCAGUGCAGCUAUGGAGCCACGUACAUUCCAAACUGAGUCCAUGAGGAACUUGUGUAAAGAUCUAUUUUGUUUAUUACUUUAAAAAGUUCAGCCUUUGUGAAUUAGUUUUGCAAGGAAGAAAUAGCCAGAAAUACUGCAAAGAAACUACCAACAGCCCAGAACUCAUUCACAGAUGAUGUGUAGAUUUGGAUACCAUCCAAUCACAUUGCAAUUUUGAAAAGCUAUUGUUUUCUUAAAAUUGAGUUGUGUGUGUAUGGUUGUACUGCAGGUGCAUGUCUUUCUGUUUGUCGGUCCCAUCAUUAAGUGAAUCAGGCCUCUGUAAUACACUCCAGCUGGACUUCCAACCGAGAUGAUUCUGUUCUAUUCUAAGGAUGCACUUGAACUGUACAUGUAACUCCAGAGUUUACUUUGACCUAAAAAAAUAAAUACUCAGAUUUAACGCAGCAAAAUCACAUAUAAUAACCAUGAACAAAUGAAUGAAAUAACUAACAUUUACCACCUGUUUCGGCAGUUCCUUUCAAUUUUAUUUAGGCCUUUAACAUCUUUUAGCUAGCUUUUUAGGUUUGAUAGCCCAGAGUUUUAAUCUUGUUAUUUUUGAUGAUCACUCCAAUCUCAUCAGACUUAUUUCCAGAAAAUUAGCCAGUUGUUUUAAGGGAAAAAAAUUCUGUCAUUACCUUAUAGUAUUCCACCUUUCAGUUGAUUUAGCAAGUAGCUGGAGAACAUAUCUGAUCACCAAUUUUAAUGUUAAAAAUCAGAAUUUAUUACUUCUUCAGCUGAAAGAAGUGCUGAAUGAGUAUAGUGUCCACUUUCUGAAUAUUGGACUUAACAUCAAGUGGACAGAAAACACACUUUCAUGCUAGAUAAAUGCUAAUUGUGUUUCACACUGUUUGGUCACUCUUGUCACAGCUUUAGCAUAUCACAUAGCAGGCAACUAACUGGGGAACACAGCAGAGCAUUUAGUACUUUUGUAAAUCUAAACACCAACAUUUAGCACUUCUGUAAAAAACUGUUUAAUGAUUUUCAUGUGGACAUACUAUAUAUUAAUUUCAAACAGGUUGGAAAAAAUACACAUUCAUGCUAAAUGCUUUAUGUCCGAUAGCUACAUUUAGCAACCAGGUAAGCCACAACAGCAACACAGGCUGAAAAUGUUCUUCUUGAGGGCCAAGUAAAAAGACAUUUAUUACCACAAUUUUUCUUUAUUUUUUUAAUAUAUAAAAGAAUGAAUUUUUACAGAACAAUUAAUGCUUAUUCACCUUGCUACAUAAACAUGUCUUUUUGGGUCACAUGACUUCACAGUGAACAUUGUAAUACAUCUUAUUGGCCACAUAAACACAACAGAGAUCAUGUACAUGCAGAUAUGUCUCAUGCUGUAUUUUUCCUGCUGACAAACGGAGUUACUGAACAAAUACUGAGUAUGGCUGUGUCACAGUGACUCUUCG